GCACACACAACACAUAUAUGGCUAUAUAUUGAUACUCCUAGUUUGAACACUCUUAUUCAUCAAAUCAUCUCUCUUUAUAGUAACACCACCAGUAAAGUAACAUAUUAUCAACACCACAUCAUAUAUAUGGGUUCUACUGAUAAUGAUCACCACCAGGGAGAUAAGUACAGAUCUUACAUGUAUGGAGAUGAGCAUAAAGAUGUACACUGGAGGCAUGGUGGUCCUCCUAUCUACGACCUCGUUAAUGAACUCUUUCAGCAAGGCCAAACAAACGUAUGGCCAGAGGGAUCUUUAGAGGAAACCGUACAGAACGCCAUUAAAACAUGGGAAAUGGAGCUUUCUCACAAAACUCGACUACAGGACUUCAAAACUAUCAACCCAGAAAAAUUCAAGUUAUUUGUUAAUGGAAGAGAGGGAUUAUCAGGAGAAGAGGUCCUGAAAUUAGGGAGUUACAACGCUUUGCUGAAAACAUCUUUGCCCGAGGAAUUUCAAUACUACAAAGCUGAUGAAGAGAGCUUUGCAUCUUCUCAUGACAUAUUUAGAUCAGCGUUUCCUCGUGGUUUUGCUUGGGAAGUUAUUAAGGUCUACUCGGGGCCACCUCUAAUUGCUUUUAAGUUCAGACACUGGGGUUACAUGGAAGGUCCUUUCAAAGGUCAUGCACCCACUGGCCACAAAGUCGAGUUUUAUGGCUUGGGUAUUCUCAAGGUAGAUGACACUUUAAGAGCUGAAGAUGUGGAGAUCUAUUAUGACCCUGGGGAGCUUUUUGGAGGUCUACUCAAAGGACCCAAAAUAGAUUCUUCAAAUUUAUCCCAAGAAGAACAUGAAAAGAGUACUCCAUCCACCAGUGCUCAAGGAUGCCCUUUCUAUAAGGAGGAUUGAAUUGUACAACCCCAUAUAAGUUGUGUUUCUGAUAUUUAAAUUUGCAAUAAUCAUGUCCGACUCCUUUGUGAUUAUGUUUAUUUUAGAAGCAUAAUGUUACAUAUGUUUGAGAUAGGUUGUUAUUAUAUGGGUUCGGAUUGAUUGGCAUUUUAAAUAUUUGGGUUUGAAA
Messenger RNA from Papaver somniferum (opium poppy), 1048 nucleotides. RefSeq names its product pathogen-related protein-like. The record is from RefSeq and is a predicted model, not a curated record. Bases 127 to 879 code for a protein of 250 amino acids. The transcript is spliced from 4 exons. NCBI's taxonomy places the organism in Eukaryota, Viridiplantae, Streptophyta, Magnoliopsida, Ranunculales, Papaveraceae.